UGAAGUCCACAAAUCCCUGGAUUAAAUGAUCCCUGCCGUCCCUUCCACUCUCCAAUUAUUGUGACUCUCUUUCGCUGUUUGGUUUCAUACGAUGCCCUCAGCAAGCAAAUUAUCUAACCCAGAUUUUAGGACGCCACUUCCGGACUUUCAGGCUAGGUGCUGCUAGGCAACUGAGGCGCUCGGCCGGUGGGAAGGAAAAGUAGGGACUCUUUGAGACGGCCGUUUGCGAGGCUUGAGCAGGGAUGAAGUUUACAGAUUAUUGUCUCAGCUCCGAGGGAGCCGAUGUUAUUUUAGCAACAUCCAGUGAUGAAAUGUACCCGGCGGAAAAUAUCAUUGACGGGCGAUCUGAAACUUUUUGGACCACAACUGGGAUGUUUCCUCAGGAAUUUAUUAUUUCCUUUCAUAAAUGUGUGACCAUUAGCAAACUGACAAUUCAGUGUUACUUAGUGAAGAGAUUACGCAUUGAAAAAAGUGUAUCUAAAGAUCCAGUUGAUUUUGAAAAAUGCAUUGAAAGAGAGCUGCAAUGUAAAGAUGGGGAACUACAAACAGAAGAUUUUUCUUUUCCUGAGAUCCAAGCUACAUAUCUUCGAAUCAUCAUUUUAUCUGCUUCUGAUGCUUUUGUGUCAGUUCAUAGGGUAAUAGCAGAAGGACUAUCGCACAAAAGUUAAAUUCAGUAUUCAGAUUAUAACACAUUAAACAUUAAGCCUUUUUAAAAAUGUAGCAGGCAUUAAUGAUUCUUUAAGUACACUAACUGCAGCUGGUGUUUAAUCUUUUCAAUGGAAAUUUGUUAAAAAAUUUCAACAAUGAGCAUUAUUUAAAUUGAUAAUAUUUAUAUGAUGAUGUACAGUAUAUUAUAGAUGAAAUAGCGUAAUAAACAAGAAUUCAUCAAACCCUC
Molecule: messenger RNA, 895 nt
Organism: Pantherophis guttatus
Lineage: Eukaryota; Metazoa; Chordata; Lepidosauria; Squamata; Colubridae
Gene: IFT25
Product: intraflagellar transport 25
Biological process (GO): multicellular organism development; intraciliary transport
Cellular component (GO): centrosome; intraciliary transport particle B; cilium
Source: RefSeq, a predicted model, not a curated record